Lathyrus sativus (Indian pea) is the source of this 1656-nucleotide messenger RNA. The record is from the annotation of a GenBank genome assembly. NCBI's taxonomy places the organism in Eukaryota, Viridiplantae, Streptophyta, Magnoliopsida, Fabales, Fabaceae.
AUGAACACUCGAUACGUCAAGCAACUCCUCCGCAAUAUCUAUUGUACCAAAUAUUUUCUCAACAAAGAAGAACCAUAUCGGAACUACAUGCACAGUGUUUUUAACCGACUUCAAUUGCAAAGGUCAAGAGCAGACAAGGUAGAAAAAGAAAAGCUAAAAGAAGAGCAAGAAGGUUGUCACUUUUCAUCGAAGUCUAAAGUUAAGAAGGCAGAUGACAAUAACAGGAUUAGCAAAUACAGUUCUGAUGAGGAAGAUUCAUCGGAUAGUAAGUGGAAGUUAGAGCUGGCUUGGCUCACUAAGGCAGUUGAACCGGCUCUGCAAUUUUGUAGGUGGGCUCUGCCAACAGGAGAUAGAAUUGGAAACAAACCUCCGCCAAAUAACCGGUCCCUUAUGGAAAUAAUUUCCUUCAUCAAACGAAGCAAGAUCGGAAUCCAGGAUUGGAGUUUGAGUGACCUUACAAUUGGCUUGUAUCUGAUCUAUCUUCGUCAAGCUUCAACACAUCCAUUUGAAGAUAUCAAAGGCAUCCAAAUAUCGUCAGAAUCAAUAGUUCAAGAUCUCAUUUAUCAUAUUGAGUUGGCUAAAGGUGCUUAUAAGGAUAAUCCUACGGUUCUUGCAAGGAACAGCAUGCUCCGAGAAAGUAAUAUCAUAAAAUUUGUUAAUAACUCCAGUGUAAUGAGGCCUGCAUAUUAUAUAGGGGUUGACACCCGUAAAAAGCUUGUAAUUUUGGGCAUUCGUGGCACACAUGCUUUAUAUGACCUUAUCACUGAUAUUGUUUCCUCAAGUGAUGGUGAAGUAACCUUUGAAGGCUAUUCAACCCACUUUGGCACCGCCGAAUGUGCUCGUUGGUUUCUUCACCAUGAGAUUGGAAACAUAAGAAAAUAUUUGGCAAAACAUGAGGGAUAUAGAUUAAGACUUGUGGGACAUUCUCUGGGAGGUGCAAUAGCUUCUUUACUGGCAAUAAUGAUCCGUAGAAAAUCAGCAAAGGAACUGGGAUUUAGCCCCGACAUUGUAUCUACUGUUGCAUAUGGAACCCCACCUUGUGUUUCCAAAGAACUUACCGAAAGCUGCGCUGGAUAUGUAACAACAGUUGUGAUGCAGGAUGAUAUUAUACCUAGAUUAAGUGUAGCUUCACUAACAAGGCUAAGAAAUGAAAUUCUUCAAACUGAUUGGACGAGUGUCAUUGAGAAAGAAGACUGGAAAAGAUUCCUGGAUUUAGUUACAAAUGCCAAGCAGGCAGUGUCUUCUGUGCAAGAUGUAGCUCAUAAACUUGCUGAUUAUGCCAAUUUCAGGGGAAACAAAACCCCAUCUGUUGAUCCAAUUGGUAAGGAGUUACCAGUUACUGGAGAAGCACCUUUGCCCCCUAAAGCAGCAAAGGAGAAUUCAGUUGUCGUGAAAGUCGAGGAAACUAAACCUGCAGUAUCUGAAGAGUUAUUUAUACCCGGGACUGUUUACUAUCUGAAGAGGAACUCGGUAUCUCAAAAUGACGUUGAAAAGGAAAUUUACACCCUUUUGAAGAGGCAAUCUGGUGAGCAUUUCCAGAGGAUAAUCCUUUCAGGCAAUUUCCUCACAGACCACAGAUGUGAUAGUCACUAUUUUGCUUUGAGAGAUGUUCUCAAAGGUUUGCCGUGGGAUGGCGAAGAAGGUAUUUUUCGAUAA